Molecule: messenger RNA, 1103 nt
Organism: Durusdinium trenchii
Lineage: Eukaryota; Dinophyceae; Suessiales; Symbiodiniaceae
Source: the annotation of a GenBank genome assembly
GAAAGGGUCCACUGACCUGUGGUGAAGAUCCUUGCUGACUUGAUGGUUCCGCGCAUGGCAUUCCAUGCAGGCGGGAUGUUCCGAGGUGUUCAUGCUCGGAUGUACAUCGCAGGCUGCGCUGGCUCGAGGUGUACAGUAAGAAGAUUCUGCGGGCCCCCGAAACUUCCUCGACGCAAGAUGUCUGAAAAGGGCCAAGUCAAUCUCAGCAAGGGAGUUGUUGGACCGGAGCGAAUCUUUUUCCUUCCUUGUCCGAGGAUUCCUUCAGAACCUGCAGCCCUGUUCCAUCAGGAUUUGAGCGUCAUGGUUGCGAACCUUGGUUUUCUUUUCCGAUGCAUUGUUGCCUCACUGAUGACCUCGCGGAGGGUAAGGUGCAACACCCGCUUUGUUGCAAUUCUUGGUGAUUCGAGGCGAGCAGAGGGUGAGGGCGCGGUCAGUCCCACGUCUCCUUUGCAGCUUGAGAUUGUUGGGGAUGAGGUACAGAUGAUGUACGCUGAAGAAGUUUGGGUGGCCGCCACCUUUCGGAAAGCUUUGCAACGCUUCAGUGACCCUGUGCUGGGCAGCAAAAGGGCAAAGAGUGCUCGCACGGCUGGAUGGAGGUUUUCACGUCAUUCAGUUGCAGAUGCGCUGGAGGACUUUGCCUACACAGAGCCAAGCGCAACCUUGCUUCUGAACGAUGUCGCCAAAGAGUCAGCAGAAGAUGCCUUACAGGAUCUGCACUCCAAAAAUUCAUCAAUAUCACGCCUGAUUCUUUGCUCAGGGCUUGAGGAAAAUUUGCCACCGGACCUGUUGGAAAGACUCCCCACACGCCAGGUGAAAUUGGGUGGACCACUUUCAUCAUCACAGCGCCUGGUCGUCAUGAAUUAUCUCAUAGACCGCACCUGGAGCUGUGCGCUGCACAGACCUGGUCGGGAAAAAUGUGUCUCUUUGCCAUGAACUUGCCAUGAAAAAUAUUAGUGUAGGACGAUGUGAAACUGAAUGUUGGCACUGCGUGGCACCAAAGUCUUAGAGUAAAGAGUACCAUUCAAGGGCCGAGUCGUAUGGCCAAAUCCACCCGAUUUGCCAUGCAGGAGCAGCGGGAGAGGAAAGAAGAGGAACUUCGCCGC